This is a messenger RNA of Monomorium pharaonis (pharaoh ant), 681 nucleotides long. It is a transcript of the gene LSm1, whose product is annotated as U6 snRNA-associated Sm-like protein LSm1. The transcript is spliced from 3 exons. Gene Ontology annotation, molecular function: RNA cap binding. The coding region runs from base 182 to 598 and encodes 138 amino acids. Gene Ontology annotation, cellular component: Lsm1-7-Pat1 complex; P-body. The record is from RefSeq and is a predicted model, not a curated record. Gene Ontology annotation, biological process: deadenylation-dependent decapping of nuclear-transcribed mRNA. Lineage: Eukaryota; Metazoa; Arthropoda; Insecta; Hymenoptera; Formicidae.
GCAGAGCAUCGCAGAGCGCAGACAAGCACAAAGCCGAGUUGCAGUUGAGUCGAGUUCCUUCUGUAUGUACACAAGCGAUUUUGUUGAAUCAGCUGUUUGCGGAGACUCGUUGACAUAUCAGAAAUAUUCGUAACAAGCAUUUCGCGUGACUUGAGUCGUCUGUCAAUUUCGAGUGGCUGAAAUGAACGAGACUAAUGAGUUGCCACCAGGGACAGCGUCGCUGCUCGAGGAACUCGAGAAAAAACUUAUGGUUUUAUUAAGAGAUGGCAGAACUUUAAUUGGCUAUCUUAAAAGUGUCGAUCAGUUUGCUAACAUAGUGCUACAGAGUACUAUUGAAAGAAUUCACGUUGGUCAAGAAUAUGGUGACAUUCCACGUGGUAUCUUUAUAGUAAGAGGGGAAAAUGUUGUACUUUUAGGAGAAAUAGAUAUAGAAAAGGAAAAAGUGUUGCCAUUAAAGAAGGUGACAGUGGAUGAAAUUUUGGAUGCUCAGAGACGAGAACAAGAAUCAAAGCAGGAGCAGAAAAAACGAAUAAACAAAGCUCUGAAGGAACGGGGCUUCGCGUUUAUACCAGAUUUAAGUCAUGAUGAUAUGUAUUGACGCACAAAGUGUAUAUAUUCCCUUUUGUAUGAAUUUUAUCCAAUUAAUUUACAUUAAUUAAAUAUAAAUGAGAUUCACAUUAA